AUGGCUAAGUUCACAACUUUCUUCUUCAUCAUCGCUCUCCUCCUCUGCUCUACGCUAACGUACGCAUCAGCCCGGUCCAAUCCAACCUCCGUUUAUCCGGGAGAAAUAUCCGUAAAGAAACCAGCACAAGGAGAUGAGAACUGCGAAGGUGUUGGGGAAGAAGAAUGCUUCUUGAUACGAAGAACCUUAGUUGCUCACACUGAUUACAUCUACACCCAAAACAACAACCCUUAA
Messenger RNA from Arabis nemorensis, 234 nucleotides. Lineage: Eukaryota; Viridiplantae; Streptophyta; Magnoliopsida; Brassicales; Brassicaceae. The record is from the annotation of a GenBank genome assembly.